Messenger RNA from Anolis carolinensis (green anole), 612 nucleotides. It is a transcript of the gene il6, whose product is annotated as interleukin 6. Gene Ontology annotation, molecular function: cytokine activity; interleukin-6 receptor binding. The annotation marks the transcript as partial. Gene Ontology annotation, cellular component: extracellular region; interleukin-6 receptor complex. Gene Ontology annotation, biological process: positive regulation of receptor signaling pathway via JAK-STAT; immune response; T-helper 17 cell lineage commitment. The transcript has 3 exons. The record is from RefSeq and is a predicted model, not a curated record. Lineage: Eukaryota; Metazoa; Chordata; Lepidosauria; Squamata; Anolidae.
UCCUAGCUCUGUAAGGAGCAAAAUGCAUGUAAAGGUAGCAUGGAAAUGCUGGUCCAAAAUAAUCUCCACCUUCCGAAGAUCACGCCAGAAGACGGAUGUUCUUACACGGGAUUCCAAAAGGAGACAUGUUUGAGAAGACUUUCAAGUGGCCUUUAUGCUUAUCAGGCAUACCUGGAAUACAUAGAUGAUGCUUUUAGUAAGACUGUACAAAUGAGUGGAUCUCUGUGGCCAAGAACACGGCAACUAGCAGAUAUCUUGAAAUCAAUGAUGAACAAUCCUGACAUUGUAACUAUGCUGCCACCUGUCACUCAGGAUAUGGUUUCAAUAAAACUACGUGAACAAAAAGCUUGGAAUAUAACAGUUAUCAAGUUCCUUAUACUUCAAGAUUUUAUCUCAUUUUUGGAGAAAACGGCAAGAGCAUUUUGUCGUUCAUGAAUGGCCAGGUUUUAUCUGACUGCUUUAAAUCAGGAACAUCAGUUCUCAAAAUGUGUGGGGUAAAACACAUGACAUUGUUGUUCUCUUUAAGAACCUUUUCUUCUAUAUAAUGGGGUAUUGUUCUCUUUGAGAACCUAUUCCUCUUUAUGGAGGUGAUAUCUAUCAAUCUAUUUAUAA